UACUUCAAAAUUUCAUGUUUAAUCCAGUGUGUUACUUGCCGUUUCUUUAAUUAUUAGUGAAAUUUACCAGCAAUUUCUGAGUGAAAAUUGUUUAUUAAAGUAAAUUUACACCAAUUUAAAAAGUUAUGGGGUCACUAAAGUGUUCUGGGAGGCUGCUACCUGGUUGCUAUGUUGUUCUAAGUGGUUGGUAAGCAGUUGCUGAAUUGAGAUUUGAAUUGGUUUUUGCCAAAAUGUUUGUCUGUGCAUCCUUAGCUGCUAGUAUUUUACUUUUAAUAAUGUAAUAAUGAUGGUCUCUUUUCUUUUUUUCCCCCCACAUUGUAUGAAUGGGGUCUGAUUUUUUUUAAUUUUUUUUAUAAUCUCCAGAGUUCAUGAUGUUUUUGUAACCAUAGGUUAAAUUGACAGGUGUAGGAGGGUUACUUCGAAUAUGAGAGUAUAUAUGAGCACAACUGAGCUGCUCUGAGUCCAUCAAUGGAGUUAAAUUGGAUGGGCAUGUACUAUAUAUAUGUUUAUCUUUCUUUGGAUAUUAGUCUUUACCAAACUGUAAUUCAUGAAAUUGUUCUUUUUAUACUUAUGUUUAUAAUUGUUAGCCUUUUUACGAUUACUAAGAAAAUCAUCUCUGCAACUGGGCCAAAUGUGAUGACUUCAAAUGCGACUGACACUGAAAAUAUAUUUCUCUGCUAUCCACUCCUGCUGGACUCCUGUCCGAAAUUGCAACAUCUCACUGUAGUUAAAGUGGCAAUGUAUGUUUUCAUGGUGCUGAUGAUCCUCACAACAGUUUUUGGGAAUCUGCUGAUCAUCAUCUCCAUCUCUCACUUCAAACAUCUAAAGUCUCCAACUCAUCUGAUCGUUCGCUCUCUGGCUGCCAGUGAUUGUCUGCUGGGCUCUUUGGUCAUGCCGUACAGCAUGGUGCGAUCUGUUGAAGGCUGCUGGUAUCUGGGAGAUUUUGUGUGUAAAGUUCAUUCUAGUUUAGACAUGACCUUCUGUAUCUCUUCCAUACUACAUCUCGGUUUAAUAUCUAUUGACAGGUAUUGGGCCAUUUGUGAUCCUUUAAGGUACAAAAUGAGGGUCACAAACAACACUGUGACUGUAUUUACUACCUUCACAUGGCUGUUUUCAUUUCUCUACAGUUUUUCUAUUGUGUUUUCAGGGGUGAACAAAAUUGGCUUGGAGUCGUUUAUCAUGCAGGUUUACUGUGUGGGAAGUUGUGUUCUGUUUUUUAACAAACAGUGGGGUAUUAUAUGUCCAAUUCUUACAUUCUUCCUUCCCGGAACAAUCAUGACCUCUCUGUAUAUGAAAAUCUUCUGUGUUGCAAGAAAACAUGCAAAGGUUAUGUCAGAAAGAGUGACUGUGGCAGCAACAGGAGGGUUGAAGAGCAAAAGCUCUGCACACAGAGAGAGAAAAGCAGCGAAAACUCUGGCCAUUGUCAUGGGUGUUUUUUAUCUCUGCUGGCUGCCUAUUUUUAUUGCUACUAUCAUUGACUCCUGUCUUAAUUUUGUGACUCCAGCUAGUAUCUUUGAUGCUUUAGUUUGGUUUGGAUACUUUAACUCCACUUGUAAUCCACUGAUAUAUGGUUUUUUCUACUCUCGUUUUCAGAAGGCCUUUAUGAUUCUCAUAUCAUCCUGUUUUUAUGGCUUCAGUGACUCAAGCACCUUGACAUUUGAAUGAAUAUGUUAAUCAUUUUACAUCAGGAUAUCAUGUUAUGCUUUACAAUAAAGAUUUUCUUUCUCUUAUUAGCCUACAUGCUUUUAUAUGCUAGUUUGUGAGUGCUGAAGUGAUUUAUUUUAAGAUAUUGUUGACAAUAUGAUAAAAUGUAAAUACGAUUUUACAAUAAUUCAAAUAAACUGAUCAAGGACUAGUUCUAUAUCGAAGAACCUCUUAAAUUGAUUGAAAGUUGUGAUCUUAUUCUUUA
Molecule: messenger RNA, 1909 nt
Organism: Ctenopharyngodon idella (grass carp)
Lineage: Eukaryota; Metazoa; Chordata; Actinopteri; Cypriniformes; Xenocyprididae
Product: trace amine-associated receptor 4-like
Exons: 1
Coding region: 469-1665 (398 amino acids)
Biological process (GO): G protein-coupled receptor signaling pathway
Cellular component (GO): membrane
Molecular function (GO): trace-amine receptor activity
Source: RefSeq, a predicted model, not a curated record